AUGAGGCUUCUCAACGUCCAUAAUUUGUUGCUGGAAGAAUUCCCGGCGGAACCCCCGCGCUAUGCUGUCUUGUCGCAUACGUGGGAUGAUGGAGAGAUCCAAUUCCGGGAUCUGAGUGAGAACGAACAAGCAUCAGUGCGCAACAAGAAGGGGUAUCAGAAAAUUCAAGGAGUAUGUCGCAUGGCAAAAGAACGAGCCCUCGACUGGUGUUGGGUUGAUACUUGCUGUAUCGACAAAACUUCCAGCGCGGAGCUGUCAGAGGCUAUCAACUCCAUGUUCAAGUGGUAUCAAAACGCCGAGAUUUGCUUUGUUUACCUGAGUGACCUUUCCGUCACUGAGGCUGGCGGACAGGGUCGACAAGCAAAAUCGUUAUCAUCGAGCCGAUGGUUUUCCAGAGGCUGGACCUUGCAAGAACUCAUUGCUCCCAAAACGGUACUGUUUUAUGACUACUCAUGGGAGGUCAUAGGAGAGAAAUGCUCGAUACCAUUCCGCACCGCCUUGUCGACCGUUACCGGUAUACCCGAACUUGUCCUUACAAACGACGAAAAGCUUCAAGAUAUCGCGGUCGCCCAAAGAAUGUCCUGGGCAGCAGGAAGAAAGACCACAAAGCCCGAAGAUAUGGCGUAUUGUCUUCUUGGGAUUUUCGAUGUUGGGAUACCAAUACUGUACGGCGAAGGUCCCAGGGCUUUUUUUCGACUACAGGAGGAAAUAUUGAAAAACACCACGGAUACUUCUAUAUUUGCCUGGACAGCAGAUGGCCAUGCAGAGCCUCGAGGUUUGUUAGCAGAGUCGGUCAACGAGUUUCUAGGAUAA
Messenger RNA from Truncatella angustata, 813 nucleotides. RefSeq names its product heterokaryon incompatibility protein-domain-containing protein. The transcript is spliced from 2 exons. The record is from RefSeq and is a predicted model, not a curated record. Lineage: Eukaryota; Fungi; Ascomycota; Sordariomycetes; Amphisphaeriales; Sporocadaceae. Bases 1 to 813 code for a protein of 270 amino acids.